Abrus precatorius (Indian licorice) is the source of this 1530-nucleotide messenger RNA. Its product is annotated as flavonoid 3'-monooxygenase-like. The record is from RefSeq and is a predicted model, not a curated record. The coding region runs from base 1 to 1530 and encodes 509 amino acids. NCBI's taxonomy places the organism in Eukaryota, Viridiplantae, Streptophyta, Magnoliopsida, Fabales, Fabaceae. The transcript is spliced from 3 exons. Gene Ontology annotation, molecular function: heme binding; oxidoreductase activity, acting on paired donors, with incorporation or reduction of molecular oxygen; monooxygenase activity.
AUGUCUCCUUGGGUUAUAGGCUUAGCUAACAUCAUAAUAGCUAUCCUUAUUUACAAGCUUUUGAGGCUCCUAACUGGGCCUUCGUUACCUCUGCCACCAGGCCCGCGGCCAUGGCCCAUCGUGGGAAACUUGCCUCACAUGGGCCGUGCGCCACAUAGUGCCCUAGCAGCCUUGGCUCGUACCCACGGGCCUCUUAUGCACUUACGGUUGGGUUUUAUCGACGUGGUGGUGGCGGCGUCGGCAUCCGUGGCGGAACAGUUCUUGAAGGUUAAUGACACGAAUUUCUUGAGCCGGCCAAUAACCACUACCAUUAAAUGCUUGAGCUAUAACAACCAAGACCUUGCUUUUGCUCCCUACGGUCCACGGUGGCGCGCGCUUCGGAAAAUUUUCGGCCUUCACAUGCUCUCUGGCAAGGCCGUGGAUGAUAAUAGACAUCUACGACAGGAAGAAGUAGCAAGAUUGAUACGGAAUAUAGCAAGUUCAGACUCUAAACCAGUGAACCUGGGACAAUUGCUAAAUAUUUGCACCACCAACGCAUUGUCGAGGGUGAUGAUGGGACUACGAGUUUUCAACGAUGGCAUUGGUGAUUGUGAUCCCAGGGCAGCUGAGUUUAAGUCUAUGGUGCUUGAUCUUAUGGCGUUGCUUGGAGUUUUUAAUAUCGGUGACUUUAUUCCUGCCUUAAAUUGGUUGGACCUUCAAGGAGUGAAAGUUAUGGCCAAGGAUGUACAUAAGAGGUUUGAUACAUUUUUAACGACCAUUCUUGAGGAACAUGAGAAUUUGAAGACCGACAAACCCCAGGACUUGUUGAGUACGUUGCUAUCACUUAAAGAGGCUCCCGAGGAUGGAGAUAAACUCACUGAUGCAGAGAUCAAAGCCGUUCUUUCGAACAUGUUUGGGGCUGGGACAGACACAUCAUCAAGCACAGUAGAGUGGGCAGUUGCUGAACUGAUCAAGAACCCAAGAAUUAUGACUCGUCUCCAACAAGAGUUAGACAAUGUUGUAGGCAAAGAUAGGCUUGUGGCUGAACAGGACUUGCCCCACCUUCCGUACUUGGAGGCUAUGGUGAAGGAAACACUUCGUCUUCACCCACCAACCCCUCUUUCCCUCCCACGAAUUGCGGCAGAGAAUUGUGAGAUCUUUGGGUACCACAUCCCCAAAGGUGCAACUCUUUUGGUAAAUAUUUGGGCCAUAGCACGUGACCCUAAGGAAUGGUCUAACCCGUUGAAGUUCCAACCUGAAAGAUUCCUCCCCGAUGGUGAGAAGGCUAAUGUUGAUGUUAGGGGCACAAACUUUGAGGUUAUACCCUUUAGUGCUGGUCGUAGGACAUGUGUUGGUAUGACCUUGGGCUUGAAGAUGGUUCAGUUACUCGUUGCUACCUUGGCUCAUGCUUUUGAUUGGGAAUUGGAGAAUGGACUUAAACCAGAAGAACUUAACAUGGAUGAACAAUAUGGGAUCACCCUGCAAAGAGCAAUUCCUCUCUCAGUCCACCCUCGCCCUAGGCUCUCACCACACGUGUACGAAUCCUUUUAA